Pseudophryne corroboree (corroboree frog) is the source of this 10716-nucleotide messenger RNA. It is a transcript of the gene CPLANE1, whose product is annotated as ciliogenesis and planar polarity effector complex subunit 1. Gene Ontology annotation, cellular component: ciliary transition zone. Gene Ontology annotation, biological process: cilium assembly. The coding region runs from base 603 to 10343 and encodes 3246 amino acids. Gene Ontology annotation, molecular function: protein binding. The record is from RefSeq and is a predicted model, not a curated record. Lineage: Eukaryota; Metazoa; Chordata; Amphibia; Anura; Myobatrachidae. The transcript is spliced from 54 exons.
CUGAGCUGGAUAAUUUGGGAGAAGUUAGAAUCCUGUAGUUUGUCCAUAGAGACCUAUUAUCCCCAGACUGGAGACGGGUAAUAGGGAAGGAGAUGUGUGGUACAUGCUGCAGCUGAUGUCUCCACAUAGAAACUCUCAGCCCGGAGGACAGCUCUGGACUCAGCCACCACUAGGCCUCUCUCUCCAGGCUGACCCUCAUUAUUCCACGGCAUAGUGGCUGUAGGCUCUGGGGCUAGUCUGGACAGGGACACCGAGGUCUCAUCACAUCUGCAGGCCGCCUUACACAUGAUCACAGAGGAGGAGGAGAGCCUGGCCGCCUGCCUGUGUGUGUCCCUGUGCCGGGCUGGGGAGUGUGAUGUACUCGGUAUCUAGGGGCAGGCCUUCCCUGGGCCGGGCUGACAGCCGUGUCCUCCCCUGUGUAUUCCCCCGUUACUGGCCGCCACUACCGCCCCCUUUCCCGGGCUCCCAGCGAGCAGAGCCGGCAUAUUAGGAGAGCCAGAGCCGGUGGGAUGUGCAGAGCGGGGGCCUGAGAGGUGACACUGGCUGUCGCAGGACUCUGGUCUAGCUGGUCUGGAGGAGCUUAGUAACAUGUAUUAAUAAACAUGGACGUCUCUCUUGAAGUUCUUUUGUCUACCGGCAUCAAGAGGAAGAAGCCAAGUCCCAGGCUGAGUUGGUUGGGGCAGGAGAAAGAAGCCAUUUUCCUUGUUGAUGAGAAGACCGUUAGCGAGAUCAACCUACGCUCGGGCAGGGUGAAGAAGACACUACUGAAGAAGAGCAGCGUUGUGACCCUUACUACCUCUGUUAACGGGGCGUGGCUGGCUGCUAUAGAUGUAACUGGGAAAUUGUCACUGUGGAAUAAGGACUGGGACUGUCUGCAGAGUGUCCCGGGUAAUGAAGAGCUUGCCCAAGUAAUUAGUGCAGCACAAGACACCUCUCUGAAGUUAUACCUGUACGUGUCAGGAGAUGGCAGCAGAGUGCUCCUGGCAGCCCACACGGGAUGUGUCUACCUGUGGGAAACCACGGAAGAAAAGAGUCGGCGUGUGUCUCAGAAGAGCACAUUCAUCACUGGACGAUGGACUAAGAUUGUACCUCAGGAUACAGCUGUGUUCCCCGGCAUAACAGAUAAAGAAGCUGCUGUGAAUGCCAUCUUUAUUAAGAAUGAGGUGCUGGGUGACAGCUGCUUGUGUGCCUUUGUCUUCUGCUCCGGCACACGUCUGGUGAUGACAUUCCUGGCUCUGCGCUGGCUGGAAAACACUGAGAAGUACAACAGUGCUGUCCCAUACCACGUACGCUGGGCCCAGCAGGACUGCCCGUUGGACACUAUCGCACUGACCUGUGAGCCGGUGAAGUCUAGAGGAGCUCUGCUCGCAGUGUUCUCCAACAAUGGAUUAGUCCUGGCCAUGGCCGUAAACCAGAAAGACCCCAAGACAACGUGCGUCGUCUUCAUGAACACAAUUAACUUUAUUACUGUGAUUGGUAGUUUGAGGGGCUGCAGCAGUAGGGAUCAGCAGAUCCCUUCCCGAUUGCUAAGGUCUUAUUGGGUAGGGGACAUGGCCUGGACUGCAGACAGCCUAUUCUUGGCGUGUAUGUUGAAGAGAGGGUCCCUGCUCUUACUGACUCACACGGGCGAGCUGCUAACUCUGACAACUUCUGGGUGUAGCGUGGAGUUUGGUCCUGCAGAAUUCAUCCCACUUCAUCCCUUAAUCACAUACAGACCACCUGUGCCCGUGCUGGACAGCUGUGAUGCCAAUGACUCGCUCGGCUCAGUAGCAUCCGAGACGGAUCUCAUGAGGCAGAGAUUCUCUGUGAGCUGUCAUCCUCGUCACCCCUACCUGGUAGUGUCGGAUGGAUACAUGGUGACCGUGCUCCGCUUCGCACAAAAUCUGUCCCCUUAUUGCUUCAUGAAGUCUCUACUACUGGACACAGCGCAGAGACUGGAAACCGUGCGGCAGAACCUGCAGCUGGUAAAGCCAAAGAAAAAUGGGAUUAAACUGAGGUCACUUUCUUCUUUAAAAGCCACAUUAUUAAAAGACCCGAGAAAACCCCCUUCUGUAAUGUCCGCUACCCCAAGCUUUCUGCAGGACGAGGACGAAAUCUGUGGACGUCUUGAGAAAUUAAUAUUGCAGGAUGAUGACGAGGAGUCGGACGAUCAGGAUUAUAUUAAAUACACAGCCCCCUCUGAUAGUACACUGGGCAGAGCUGAGCAAGGCAGACUUGAGUUUGCUUCCAUGUUCGAUACUAUCCACGCUGGAGACCACUACACGGAAAAGAGCGAUGUGAUGACUGAGCUGCUCCGUAUCAGAAGGUCCUUACUGACCGCGUGGGCCAUUGGAGUGACUAUGCGCAACGCAGCGGACACUAGCACUUUGCUGCACUACACAGUGGGCUGCCUGACUCAUUUCCUGUCUAUUCUGCAGAGCCCCAAGUGCCCGGUUUUAAAAGCUGGUAAACCCUCAAAAAGGGCAGCAAGAGGCAGCCCCUGGGCUGCUUACAUCGCGGUCAUACAGCAGUGCCUUACACUUCUGUACUGGGACGUGGCACCGCCACACGCUAUCGGACACAUGAUAAAACUGACGGCAGAGGCCAUCAAGUUGAUCCUCGUUCAACACCAGCAGCUCUACUCAAAGAGUCUGUUAGAAAGUUUUUGUUUGUUAAAGACUGUUUCCCAGAACUUGGAUGCAAUUUAUAGCUUGCACUCUGAGUCUACAUCCGCGACGUCUGCAAUGGACAGUGUAGCUCACCUGGACUCGCUGAAGUUUCCAGUGUUUGAAGCAAUGGUACAGCCGCACAAUGUCUUCCCCGUGCACCUUCUUUUUAAGGAACCGCCAAAGCCAGUAAUUCACAGCGCAAAGUCAGAGAAAAGGCUGGCUGUGCUCUGGCGACUCUUGUAUAAUCAGACCCUAUGGUACCAUAAACGCCUGAGAAAACAGAUCUCUGUGAGCCACUCCAUGCAGCGGGCACCUGAAGUUCAAAAUGAAGAAAAAGCCAUUGGGUUUCUCCUGUGUCACCUACAAGCUGAGCUUCAGUCAGCAGGAGAACACCUCCACCAGACCAUCCGUCUUCUGCCUGUAAACGGGGAAGAAUACUACUUGUUGGGGUCGUACAAAGAGUCUGUAGAGUUCUGGAACAGACAGCUGCUGGAAACCACUCUACAGGGAGGCAGGAGAUGUGGGUUACUUCAGACCCGGUUUUACCUGGCUGUACUCUACUGUUGCCUGUAUAAUUACAAUCUGAAUGAUGCACAAGGUUUAUGCGACCAGCUGGUGAGAGAGAUGCUGAUUCGUUCCAGUCUUCUCACAGAGACGGAGCCGGAUAAUCACGCAGGCUCUGCCACCGGCCAUAAACCUUUUGAAAAGGUUCACUCAGAAGCAGCGCUGGCUGUCAUCCAAUCUAUGGGUCGCUUCAUGGCUGCGUAUUUCACUAACCAGCUGCUGUAUGUGUUUCCUCCACACAAUGUGCGUGUCCUGGCCCCUCUUCAUAUUACCACAGACCGGUUUCCAAGGGUCAUUACUCUACAGCAUAGUAUCGUGGCUGGCGUGGUCCGAGAUCAGAAUCUCUCCAGCGUAUGGACUGUAGAGUAUGCUUUGGACCUGCUGCUGGUUGGAGGCUUGAUACUGGAGGCUGCGUGGCUGGCAGACAAGCUAGGAGACUGGAAGAUGUCUGUUUCAAUGGCCGUGGCUUAUAACGUGCACAUAGAAAAUGUUCCUGAUGAAAAUAAGGAAAAGGUUCCACCAAUGCCGCUGUACCUGUCCCCUGCACACAUAUUCCAGGAGAAGCUACAGGCGUUCCUCGGCCAGCCUCCAAAUUCAGAGACCUUACAUAAGGGUCAUACUGAGGCCAAACAGUUCACUGAUCCCAUUGAGGAAGAGGAUGCAGAUGUACUGUUCAGUUCAGUGCAGGAGAUGCUGAAGGCAGCGGUAAUGGCUGAUGCAGAGAUCCUUACCGAAACCUUGCACCAGCUAAUGGAGUCAGCCAAGGAUCUCAGCAGGAAGCUGUCUGGUCUAGUGCCGGAGCGGCUGUACCUGCCAGCACCACCUCUGUACUGCCCCCAGCCCUCUUCUGUCAGUGAAGAGGACCCCGGUGACUUUCUCUUGGCAGCGGAGAAGAGCAAUCGCCAGAAGCUGUCUGGAGUCCUCCAGCGAAUCCUUCUACUGCUGAGGGCAGCUCGCUGCUCCCUUCCAGCCGCCCAGUGGUACAUCAAGCAGAUUAAACGAGCAAGAAAAAUCAUGCAGAAGAUUCGAGCUAAAGGUUCCCUACCCCUUGGCAAAUCGCUACCAGAAACACUGUUGAAUUACGCCAACAGUAGCAAUGUGUUUCUGAAGGCUGGAGCGAGUGGACGACACAUAAAUAACCUGGUAUCUUCCAGUGUAGUAGCCUGCUUCCGGGAGCUUUGUGCCCUGUGCUGGAUGCUGCACGUACGCGAUCGAUUGUCCAUCAGCUGCAGACAGUACCAGAAAGCGAGAGACCAUGGCAAGCUAUUUAAGAGUUCUGAUGAGUAUGAUUCCUGUGUGACCGAGCACUGCUUUGAGGCUUUGGAAUGGGCGUGUCGAAUGCUGUCAUUUACACGGGUAACGAACUGCGAGGAGCUGAUACAAGAUGUCAUUCUGAGCCUGAUCAGCGAGCUACCUCCAGUGAAAAAGGUUGCAGAGAUCAUGGUCAAAGCUUUUCCUCAUCCUGAUGACGUUCGUGUACCAUUAAGGGAAAAGUACCAGUCGGUUCAGCAGCGCUUGCGACACUCCAUGAUUAAAGGCGUACAAGGUGAAGAAAUGAUGUCCGUUGUCAUGCACAACGUGCAGAGGGUGAGAGCAAAGACUCUGAAACGCAUACAGAAGAACAUUGGUGCGGUGGUUAUGCAUUUAUGGGAACCUGCUUUGGAUGAGACCCUGGAGAAUGAGUCGCACUGCUACGACAAGUACUCUCUGGGCACUACUAGUCUCAGCAGAAGCACUCUCACUGACCUUGGGAGGCCUCAGAUUUACAGUGACACAGACACUUUGUCCGAUCCAUUGAUGUAUACAGAUGAAAGAAAAGGGUGGCAGAUCUCAAUAGACAGAGACAUCCACAGUGGAAAGCCAAACAAAGCCGCCAGUGAGAAGACGAGAGAGAAAAGUGACAUGCCCAGCGAGAGUGGCUCUUCUGUACCUAUAGUUGGCAGCUGGGAGUUUGAGUGUGACGACGCUGAGUACUCAGACUUUCUAGACCUGUUCCUCAGUUACCUGCUGGAGAGAGAUCUGCUUCAUAGCAGUGAGCCCGGGAUUCCUUUCCUCACUACGUUCUCUCAACACCUCCGAGAGCAUGAGCUGAACUCCCUGGUAUUUGACGUUCACACCACACUGAAACGCAAACUGGGGAGGCCGGGGAUAAAAAGUGUCUUCAGAGCUGGUUCCUGCUACAAAGUUAACACAGAUCCCAAUAACACCCACAGUGACUCUUUAAAUAUUGCGGGUGCAAUGCAGCAAACUCAAGGCACGACUGAACUCACGCACGCUUUGUGUUCAACUGUGGUAGUACAAAAGCCUUCUGUCUUAGCUCAGAGAUACUUUCACAGCUUCAGAUCAAGACCUUCUGUCAGAAGUGGCCUGUUUGGUUUACAGGACCAAAGAGCACCGAAAACUAAUGAAGACAAACACAAUGUCUCCUUUUCUUCUCUGCCGACUGGUCACAUGUGUGAUCAGUACAGCUACGGCCUCAUCCACAACAAACACUUUGCUCCAAGUGAGGAGCUCGGAGUGGAACUGCAGGCCAAGUACAGUAACGUGGCCAAGCUGGUGGAGUGGAUGAUCCGGUGGUCUGACCGUAGGUUGUUUUGGAGCUCAGGGAAAGCAGAAUGCCAUGUUGCCUCUAGCACUGCGAUACGGGUCAAGACAUCCUCUGCUGCUAUCCUCACCUCUAUGUGGCUUCUGGAAAAACCCUAUCUGGGAAGAGACUACAUCUGUAAUGUUCCUCCAAGAGAGUGUAUUGUAGCUCCUGUUAUCCAGAAUGUGGAAGAGGCCAAGCUGCCAUAUGGACCCAGUAUGAGUAUUGGUAAUUCAGAUUCAGAGAGAGGUUCUCCUAGUACAGUGCAUGAGCAGGAUCACGAAUCGGGAGACGAAAGUGUUUCUAUAGAAUCCUCUAAAGUGAGUGUGAGAAGUUGUGGACGAAGCUUGGGAGGGCAACACUUAGUUCAUCAUGAGAAGUCUGAGGAUGACACUUCUGUUCUUUUUGAAAAUACCGCAGUGGAGCAGAUCCCUGUCCUAUCAGAAACAGAAGAUGACCAAGAGGAUCAACUUGACACCCAAAGAAGCCCUAAAAUCUCAGUUAGCAUACGUCCUGUACCUCAGCAGAUGGAGAAUUCUAUGUCCUAUAAUUCUGAACACAAUGCACAGGAUCACGAAGAACCAGUUGUCCAGACCACAGGAGAACGGCCACAGAGUGAGCCAGCUGCUUCUGCUAGUCUCAGCUCUCCGCUCCCACAGUCCUUCUCCAAUGCAGCCAUGAUCUGUCAGCCUCCUGCUUCCACCACAAACCAGACAGCAUCCGUUCCUGAUGGAGGGCACAGCGCUCAGCCUGGCAACACGUCGGAGGCUUUUAGACAACUAUUCCAGGAUGAAAUGUUUAGAUUACUACAGCUCCAGCAAGUAAACUUCAUCAGCUUAAUGCAAGUUGUGGGGUCUUCCUUUGCGGCUCUGCCAGCCGUACAGCACAUGUUGCUGCAGACAUCACAAGUGGAAAGGAAUCCAGUGUUGAACCCUGCUGGGGGACAAUCUAUGCUUCAGGUCCUUAGUUCUGCCCCACAAAACUAUCCAACUCCAGUACUUGCCCCACAAAACCAUCCCACUCUAGUACCAGCCCCACAAAACCAUGUUACUGGAGUGCCUUCUGCACAGAACCACCCCCCUCCAGUACCUGCCCCAGAGAAGCAUGCUACUACAGUACCUGGAUCACACACUAGCCAGGUAGCUGAUACGGAGCAAGCAUCCACGAGAUGUCACGUCACUGCUGGUGAGGGAAAGGCCGCUCCUGACCAGAGCAAUGAGGAGAAUCUGCAGAAGCUUCCUGAGCUCACCAUCCCAUCCAGCCAGGGUACCGAUGGAGGAAAAAUUCCAGCAAACUUGGGAUUAUUAAGAAUGGCUCAUAGCCAAGGUCUGCCUUUAAUAACUCCUCCAUCAGUUCUUCAGAAGACCCCUACUCUCAUCAUGCCUCAGGGGUUGAGUAGUCUCAAUGGAUUCCCACUGCUAAAACUACGCACAGAGCCCAAUAUCCUACAACUCCGAGGGGACCAUCGUCCUCCCCUCAGGGAAGCUUGGGGGCCAGCGAACUCUGCCCAGAGGGCAACCAGUUCUCAACCAUCCGAUAACAUUCCAGGUUACACAGUUGUCAGUAACACCGGUAUUAAAGUCUUGAGAAGAGCAGAGGAAAAUCAAAAAUGGGCAGAACUUGUCAUUAAAAGACUCUCAAAGCAUCCAGCUGCGGAUUCAUUCCAAUCGCAUCAAAGCUCCCACGUUCACCAACCAUUCCUUAAAACAAAGGAGAAGAAAGAAAAUCCUGGAAGAGAUUUGUUUGAGAGGCCACCGAACAACAUAGGAAUGCCUCUACUGCAUCUGCGCUUGGAUCCAGUGUUGUAUGUUCCACCCAUUCCACGUCCCAGCGUCACAGUCCCGAUGGUGCCACCGCUGUCUAACGCCAAGUCAGGUGUGUCACCGAUGCCACCACAGGCAGCGAUAACACUGCUUAAAGCGGACUUAACCAAAGAGACACAGAGUCUCCACCUCAGCUCCACACCUAGACUCAUACCGCUGGAGAACCUGAUUGCAUUUGAGAGAGAUGCCGCACUCAGGGCCCCUGGCUCAGCAGAGGGAAGUGUGCAGCUGCUGAAAGCAAACAUCCAGCCCUUUGAGGAAGUAGUAAAAGCUGAGGACAGCAUUAAAAGACAGAAAAGACGCACUUUGCAGGAAAAAGGUGAAAAGAAAAUGAAAAAAACAUCUGUUGCAUUCCGACCUGAGGACUCCAUCAUAAAGCCAAAUAAUUUUGAUGAGGUUGUGCAAACGGAGGAUGUACAUCAUGACAAGCAGGAUUUAGAGGAGGGUAAUGAAUUUAUCAUUCCAUUGGGCACUUUCGGGUCAGUGCUGUCAGAUCAGAUUGCAGACACUCCAGUCCUUUCUGUGGCAGAGUUACAUUAUAUGGCUGCCACACAGAAAGGAGCACCGAAAAUACGGGACGCAAGCACCAACACAGACUCUGCCUCUAAGUCUCAUAAGGACACAGGGACAGAGUGUGAAGAGUUUCCUAGUAAUGGCUUGGCCGCCAGCCCUCCUCCUGCUCCUCCAGGAUACAGUGAGUCACGUAAGCCUCUUAGCUAUGCAGGGACAGAGGGUGAUGAACCUUUCAGCUCUCCCAUGGCUCCCUCGUAUCCCGCUGCAGAAAGCCCACUCUCUGAUAUGCCCCUGGUCAUGCCGCCAAAGUUGUUCCUGAAUGCUCAAUUUCACGAUGAAGUCCAGUCAGAGAGAACCCCGGCAACACCAAACUUAAGCCCGCCGGCAGAGGUUGGACAUCAUGACUUUAGUCGGCUUGACAUAGAUUCUGAAGAAUUUACCAGACCGUUUGCUGAACAGAAUGACCCAUCUGUAGCAGGACGUCAUCACAUGCCAGGCUCCGCAGACACUUUUCUUCCGCCACAUCCCUUUAACUAUAGAGAUAUCUUGUCAUCGGACUUGCCGGAAAGGCCACAACUACAAGAGAGAGUCGCUAGCCGCGCCGACAGUGUUACGCAGCGCCUGCUUUCCGGAGCUCUGACCCCUGCUCCAUCUAGUGAGCCAACCCGAAGGAGGCAUACACCUCGUGUCUUAGAAAACAAUGAUGCCAUUUCCAGACUACAAGAGAUGGACGUCCAGCUAAGGGCACUGCAAAGCAUGGCUGACAGCAUGGAGCGUGACUUCGUCAGUACCGAUAUGCUGGUGAAUACAAUCGAAAACUUGGCAACUGUGAUUGACCCCGAGCCUAGAGAGGUUCUGUCUUCUAGAGCAGCUGGUGUCCCAGAAAGAGUGCUGCCUCUGAGUGACAUAGCCCUGGAAGAGCUGGCUGAGGAGGAAGACUUUACACUACCAAGCCCUGCUGAUAUCGGCUUACAUAGACGCCCUAUGAAAGUCUUCAUCUCUGCCAAGAGUGACAGCCGUCCCUCUACAGCUCCUGGACGGAACAAAAACAUGGAUAAAGGCACUGCAGCCGACCCGCUCCAAGUAACCGGACUGAGCGAUAUCGCAGACAUCCUGGGAGAUCUCAUGGCAGGAGGGGUUUCAGCUUCUGAAUUAGGGCUGACGCAAACCCAAGCCGAUGCACUCUCCAGGGACAGGCUCCGCCACAGUACUGCAGGAAGGACACACAGGCAGAGGGCAGAGCUGCAGCAGUGGAUGAGGAGAAAGCAGAGGGAGCGUCUGUCUGAUCGUCGGAAGAGGCUGGAGGAACUGAGGCAGCAGGAGCACAACCCCUUCCAGUCACAGCGGGCGGCAAACUCUUCCAUAUCCUCAAAGACAAUCCGGCAGAGCCAGCGAGUGAAGGAUGAAAAAGACCGGACGCUGCUGUCUGAGCACCACACUUACCGGGUAUCAGAUGCCAUUAGUCUCAUGCAGGACAUGUUAUCGGAAGCCAAGCAGGUCCCUUCUGCAAGUCUCAAACCCAGGACAUCCCCCGCAUCACUCUCCAAGUAUCGGGGGCCUCAUUCAGCCUCAAAAGGGUCUCAUGGUGCUGUGCGCAGCUUGUCGGUUAGCCACGCUGACAAACGCAGGUCGGCCGCCAGAGGUGCAGUUUCUCAGCCAAGGACUAUGUCAACUCCUACAUGGACACAGACAAGAGGAACAGCAACAUUUACGUUACCAAAGAGGGACUUGGACCUGAAAACCAGGACACAUAGCGCACCCAGCUAUACUGUCCGUAGAAAAUACGAUCCCUCUCUACCAGGAGACCGCCUAUCCCAGAUCACACGCCGGGGAAUGCUGGCCGGAAGGAACAGGACAAACAUCCAAAGUAAAACUCCAAAACCAAUCCUUAAAACCACAGCAAGACAGUUUAUGUCACCCCGUCAUGAUAGGGGCAGCAACGGAAGCAACCCUCAGCCACACGAUGGGGACUUCCAGCUAGAAGAUGCCUACGAAAGGGACAUUGUGAGUCCCUGGGAAAUCCCAGAUGAAAUCAACAGGAUAUUAAACAGCAGUAGAAACUCCAUCCAGUCACAGGGGUCAUUACUGAAUGGAAGUGGUGCUUCCCGCAAUGUUCUUCUGGACAAUGCCUCUGACAGCACGGGCAGCAUUCUCAGCAAGCUGGACUGGAAGGCGAUAGAAGACAUGGUGACCGGCGCCGGCAGUCUGUGACAGCGCCCAGUACAGACCUGUAACAGAGCCACAGUACGGCACAUCCUGGGCUUGCAUACAUGUUUCCUGGUGCAGUCUUCAGUCGUGUUAGAUCCCAGUGAACUGUGACUGAUGCAUUCUGGCUAAUGUGCAGCGCCAUCCUAGCGCUGAUUUGUGUCCUGCGCGUGAUAGAUUUUACAAAGGAAAUUAACGUUUUAUUUUUCUAAAGAAGCAUUUCAUUGUUUAAAAUGUACAAUAUUGUUUUUUAUUUAUAAAAAGUGAUUUGUUAUUCGUAUUAUUUUGUACUUUUGAAAGUUCACUGUGCGUUGUUGUCAAAUAAAAUGGAACCUGUUGUAUGGAUUUACACUAUCCUCUCCGGGCCGCAGUGUAUGCA